UCUCUCGUCUUCUUUCUUUGUCUCUGCAACUGCAAUGGCAUUCCACAGACCCACGAAGGCCAAACCAAAACCAAGAUCCGUAAUCCUCUUGCUCACACUGGCCAUAGCAGCCAUUGCCCUCUUGUUUCUCUUCUCUUCCCUCAUUUCCACAAAUGGGUUCUCUCUGUCUUCCUCAAGAACCCUGGAAAUCGUCUUCAACUCCAACAGCCGGAAGCCCCGCGAGAGAACCCACACGGGCCACGAGAAGUACUUGUACUGGGGUAGCAGAAUCGACUGCCCCGGAAAGCACUGCGACUCCUGCGAGGGUCUGGGUCACCAGGAGUCCAGCCUCAGGUGUGCCCUUGAGGAAGCCAUGUUUCUCCAGAGAACAUUCGUCAUGCCUUCUAGGAUGUGUAUCAAUCCGAUACAUAAUAAGAAAGGAAUCCUUCAUCAUUCUGAUAAUGCAAGUUCAGAGGAAAGGUGGGCAGCAAGCUCAUGUGCCAUGGAUUCCUUAUAUGAUAUGGACCUCAUAUCUGAUACUGUACCAGUAAUUUUAGACAAUUCAAAAUUAUGGUAUCAGGUCCUAUCUACGAGUAUGAAGCUGGGAGCUAGGGGAGUUGCCCAUGUGGAAGGAGUUAGUCGUGUUGAUCUUAAAGAGAACAGUCAUUACUCAAAUCUCUUGCUCAUAAACCGAACUGCAAGCCGUCUUUCAUGGUUUAUGGAGUGCAAGGAUCGAAAUAACCGAAGUGCUAUAAUGUUGCCAUAUUCUUUUCUCCCUUUGGUGGCAGCAAAGAAACUAAGAUAUGCAGCUGACAAGAUUAAGGGAAUCCUUGGUGAUUAUGAUGCCAUCCAUGUUCGUCGUGGUGAUAAAAUAAAGACGAGGAAGGACAGAUUUGGAGUUGAUAGGGCCCUGCAUCCCCAUCUGGAUAGGGAUACACGUCCUGAAUUUAUCCUCCGAAGAAUUGAAAAAUGGGUCCCACCUGGACGAACAAUUUUUAUUGCUUCAAACGAGAGGACAUCUGGAUUCUUUUCACCUCUCUCUGUCAGAUACAAAUUGGCAUAUUCAUCAAACUAUAGCAAGAUCCUGGAUCCCUUGAUUGAGAACAACUAUGAGUUGUUCAUGAUUGAGAGGCUUAUCGUGGCGGGUGCCAAAACAUCCAUUAAAACAUUCAAGGAAGCUGAAACAGAUCUCAGCCUUACUGAUGACCCUAAGAAGAACACCAAGAUGUGGCAGAUACCUGUUUAUACCAUGGAUGAGGGAAGCUGACCUGACUUUCAUGAAGGGUUUCCUGUUUUAUCUACCACCCAGCUCGUUAUUUCACAUGGGCAAACACCUAAAAGUUGCAUAUCAGAAAGCUUCACGUUGAAAAAUCAAGAUUAUGGGUGGAAAAGAGUGGCUGAGCAGUUAAAUUGUUGUUGUAAAUUGUGAUACGAAUUCUAUAGAGGCUUUGCAUGUGUUCUCUAUAGAUGUGUAUAUCUUCACAGAAAAUCAAGAUGCUUAUUUUUCUUCCUUUUUGCAUAUAUUUCUGCUUUUGCGAGUCUUCAUUCCAAAAUUUUAUUUUAUGCCUUCUUUUCUUGCAUUCUAU
This is a messenger RNA of Alnus glutinosa, 1565 nucleotides long. RefSeq lists its product as uncharacterized. NCBI's taxonomy places the organism in Eukaryota, Viridiplantae, Streptophyta, Magnoliopsida, Fagales, Betulaceae. The transcript has 6 exons. The record is from RefSeq and is a predicted model, not a curated record. Gene Ontology annotation, cellular component: Golgi apparatus. The coding region runs from base 35 to 1246 and encodes 403 amino acids.